Molecule: messenger RNA, 1488 nt
Organism: Chlamydomonas reinhardtii
Lineage: Eukaryota; Viridiplantae; Chlorophyta; Chlorophyceae; Chlamydomonadales; Chlamydomonadaceae
Exons: 4
Coding region: 145-903 (252 amino acids)
Source: RefSeq, a predicted model, not a curated record
CUAAGGAACAGAACAUUGCUUCUCACUCAAUCACUUGUUCACGCCCGCCACGCCCCAUGCACUCUGUAGUCGCGAUAUAAUGCAGGCGUGCCCCGCGCUAACCAUUCAUAGCUUUGUUGCAGCUGUUCGAUACACCUAGUCAACAUGGCCUACCGCGCGCAGUUUGUUGGCGCUAUCGCCGUCGCGUUGACAAUCCUGGGCGCGCUGCACAGCUGCGAGGCUGCGUCGGGCCGCUCGCUGCUGAUGGGUGACAUGGCGAUGGGCUCGAUGACCAACCUCACCGGGUCCACCCUCAAGUCGGCCGACGGCAAGUUCACCUACACCAUCGCCGACCGCAGCAUGGCCCGCAAGGCCUACCCCUGGUGUGUCACCUCCACCACCACCUCCUACUUCCUCAAGCCCACCGUCACCAAGGGCGCCACCACCAGCAGCUACACCGAGUACGAGUUCCUCAUGGAUGAGAACUACCCGCUCUGCAAGGAGGUGCUCACCAAGAAGUCCAAGAACGCGGCCGACAUCGCCAAGAAGUGCAACACGCCCUUUUACAGCUUCAUGAUCGCCAUCUCGGACGUGUGCCACACCGCCAUCAUGAGCGUUAACACCAUCCAGAUGUUCUCGCAGGAGGACAAGGCCGGCGCCAACUCGACUGAGAUGUACUGCCACGCACACAAGGGCCACGACACCGGUGUACCGCUGCUCAAGUACCUGAUCAAGCCGGCCUACCUAAAGCCCGCCUCCACCACGUCCACCCGCCGCUUCAAGAUCACGGUGCGCCUCAACAAGAGCUCCAGCAACAAGUGCCAGGACCUCACGACCCUGUGCGGCGGCGACACGUGCAUGGUGGCGCUGAGCGAUGAGGAGUACAACACCUGCCCCGCCUUCUACUCCCAGCUCAUGGCUUGAUCAGUGAACGAGAGCGAUUCUUUUAUUGAUGAAUGAUGAAGAAACCUAGCGAGCGCCGAAGCGAGAUUACGGUGGCCAGGAGUGGCCAGUGUUCGGGCUUCGGAGUACAUUGAGGGAAUCAGGGAAAACUUGAAUAGGAGACAAGACGGGACUGCGGGACUGGUGAUAUUGUUGUUGGAGUUGUGCCCGUAUGCGUGCAGUGGUGGUUGUUGCAACUCCGCCAUUAAUUUUAGACUGCGGAUGCAAAGGAGGCCCCCGCCGCUUGUACGGCAGAUUAAUUAUUAUGCUUGACUGGCGGGUGUGUGUGUGUGUGUGUGUGUGUGUGUGUGUGUGUGUGUGUGUGUGUGUGUGUGUGUGUGUGUGUGUGUGUGUGUGUAUUGGCCGGCGUGCGUGUUCUGAGGAGGGAUGGGGGUUAGGUAAUGUGGCGGCGGGGGCGGCGGGGGGUGUCUUCUUGAGCAGCCUUGUACCUCCCCUGCCUUAUACUGUGCAGCUUGGUUCCCCGUGUGGCCAAAAUCAAUGGCUGCAGUCCAAGUGUCUGACAGUCUGACAAGGGACCGGCAAUGCGACCUGUAAGAGUGAUGUCAU